This is a messenger RNA of Sesamum indicum (sesame), 2465 nucleotides long. RefSeq names its product long chain acyl-CoA synthetase 6, peroxisomal. The record is from RefSeq and is a predicted model, not a curated record. NCBI's taxonomy places the organism in Eukaryota, Viridiplantae, Streptophyta, Magnoliopsida, Lamiales, Pedaliaceae. Gene Ontology annotation, molecular function: long-chain fatty acid-CoA ligase activity. Gene Ontology annotation, cellular component: endoplasmic reticulum; membrane. Gene Ontology annotation, biological process: fatty acid metabolic process.
UAAGACAUACCUCACGCUAAAAAUCACCAAAUAUGUAUCAGUUCCACACAGAUUAACGCUAAAGCCAGUGCAUAGUAUAAAAACGUUCUUAUCUAUGGUAGUAGGAUGGUGACAAGAAUAAGAAGCCACAACAUCCAUUUGAAUAUACUGUCUGGACAAAACCAUGGAUUCAAGAGCUGAGCGGCGCCUCCAAGCAGUUAGGAACCAUCUAGUUGGUUCUACCACCUGGGAGCAAUCGCCGGUUCUCAGGCCACAACCCACCGUCGGAGAUUUCUUUUCUGUAGAGCAAGGGUACAGUAUAGUGCUUCCUGAAAAAUUGCAGACUGGGAAAUGGAAUGUAUACAGAAAUCGACGCUCUCCUUUGAAACUUGUGAGUAGAUUUGUUGAUCAUCCUGAGAUUGCUACUUUGCAUGAUAAUUUUAUGCAUGCAGAGAAGACAUUCCGAGACUACAAAUACUUGGGAACACGAGUUCGUGAAGAUGGAACAGUGGGAGAGUACAAGUGGAUUACCUAUGGAGAAGCCGGUGCCUCACGAGCAGCUAUCGGUUCAGGGCUAAUCAGAUACGGGAUACAGAAGGGAUCCUGCAUUGGGCUGUAUUUCGUUAACAGGCCCGAGUGGCUUGUUGUUGAUCAUGCCUGCUCGGCGUAUUCCUUCAUUUCAGUACCUUUAUAUGAUACCCUAGGUCCGGAUGCGGUUAAAUACAUUGUGAAUCAUGCAGCUGUUCAAGCAAUAUUUUGUGCCCCUGAGACGUUGAAAAUUCUGCUGAGGUUUUUAUCUGAGAUUCCAUCAGUACAUCUGAUUGUGGUUGUUGGAGGAGUUGAAGAGCAACUCCCAUCACUUCCAUCAACAACAGGGGUUGAGUUUAUUUCGUAUUCGAAACUACAUACUGAAGGCCUCGGCAGCCUUCAACCGUUUUGCUCACCAACAGCUGAUGAUGUUGCCACAAUAUGCUAUACAAGUGGUACAACUGGAACUCCAAAGGGAGUUGUACUGACCCAUGGAAAUUUGAUUGCCAAUGUUGCUGGUGCAAGCUUGGGAGUCAAAUUAUAUCCGUCGGACCUUUAUAUAUCAUAUCUUCCGCUGGCACACAUAUAUGAGCGAGCUAAUCAGAUUUUGGUGGUGUAUUUUGGAGGAGCAUCUGGAUUUUAUCAAGGAGAUAAUAUGAAAUUACUGGAGGAUAUGGCCGUUCUGAAGCCCACUGUAUUUUGCAGUGUUCCACGGCUGUACAAUCGGAUAUAUGCAGGAGUAAUGAAUGCUGUAAAGACAUCUGGUGUUCUUAGGGAGAGGCUGUUCAACGCUGCUUAUAAAGCUAAGAAGCAAUCAAUAUUUAGCGGAAAGAAAUCAUCGCCAAUGUGGGAUAAAUUGGUUUUCAACAAGAUAAAGGAAAAGCUGGGCGGUAGAGUCCGGUACAUGGUCUCUGGUGCCUCACCUUUGUCUCCUGAAGUCAUGGACUUUUUACGAGUAUGCUUCGGUUGCAUAGUUGUAGAAGGAUAUGGAAUGACAGAGUCUUCUUGUGUUAUAAGCAAUAUGGACGAAACCGAUGUUCUAUCUGGUCAUGUGGGUGCCCCUAAUGCUGCUUGUGAAAUAAAGCUUGUCGAUGUUCCAGAAAUGAACUAUACAUCAGAGGAUCAACCCCAUCCACGCGGUGAGAUCUGCGUAAGGGGCCCAAUAGUGUUCCAAGGCUACUAUAAAGAUGAAGUGCAAACGAGAGAAGUAAUCGACGAUGAUGGAUGGCUUCACACCGGAGAUAUAGGUUUGUGGUUGCCUGGAGGUCGAUUGAAGAUAAUUGAUAGGAAAAAGAACAUCUUCAAGUUAGCACAGGGAGAGUACAUAGCUCCUGAGAAAAUAGAAAAUGUUUAUGCUAAAUGCAAGUUUGUAGCACAGUGUUUUAUACAUGGUGACAGCCUCAACUCUUUUCUAGUAGCCGUUGUUGCUGUGGACCACGAUAUGUUAAAAGCAUGGGCUGCCGCUGAAGGCAUCAAGUAUCAAGAUUUGAAGCAAUUGUGUGCUGAUCCACGGGCGAGGGGAGCUGUUCUAGCUGACAUGGAUGCUGUUGCCAGGGAAGCUCAACUCAGAGGUUUUGAAUUCGCAAAGGCAGUUACUCUUGUAGUCGAACCAUUUACCGUGGAGAAUGGAUUGCUGACUCCAACAUUCAAGAUUAAAAGGCCACAAGCAAAAGCCUACUUUGCUAACGCUAUAUCCGACAUGUACAACCAGCUCUCAGCAUCUCAUGCCUCUGCCCAGAAAUUGGUUUGAAUUGUGGAAAAGAUGCAUAAAGUGAUGAGACCAGUACAUCUUAUGACAACAUACUCUGGCAAGAAUUUGUCCAUAUGAUUGUGAAGAGGAAACAGCAGCCUAUCUAUAGUUGAACAAUUAUUGGAAUAAUAAUCAGGACUGCGUACCAUCUCAAUGGAUUUUCUGUUCUUGGUAUCUUACACUAGUUUAUUCGAGAACUUUAAAGUAA